AUGAUGAGCUGUAAUGGAGGAAAGCAAUGCUCAAAGAUAACUGUUGCUACAGCUACAACUGCUGCUACAUGUGGAAGUCAACCUAUAAGUAUUGCUUAUUUUACUUCCUUUGUGUUCCUUUCUUCUUUUUUGAUGCUAAACUUAUUCGUGGCUGUUAUUAUGGAUAAUUUUGAUUAUUUAACGAGGGAUAGCUCUAUACUUGGACCUCACCAUUUAGAUGAAUUUAUACGUGUGUGGGCUGAUUUUGAUCCUACAGCAACUGGUCGUAUUCAUUAUUCCGAUAUGUAUGAAAUGCUUCGUAAUAUAGCUCCUCCUGUCGGCUUCGGAAGAAAAUGUCCCUAUCGUCUAGCCUACAAACAUCUUAUUCGAAUGAAUAUGCCUGUUGCCGAUGACGGAACAGUUCAUUUUACAACAACAUUGUUUGCCUUAAUUAGGGAAUCUUUAAUCGAGGAAAUGGAUGAGGCUGACGAAGAAUUACGUCAAACUCUUCGCAAAAUUUGGCCUCUAAAAUCAAAGAAAAAUAUGAUUGACCUUGUUGUGCCUCCAAAUGGAGAUUUAUGCUUUCAAAAGCUUACUGUUGGUAAAAUAUAUGCUGGACUUUUAAUUCUUGAAAAUUGGAGGGCACGUAAAUCUGGGGUUGAGUUUGAAAUGAUUAAACGUCGAUAUGCAGCAACUAUGCUGUUGAGACCUGCUCGAGAAAUAACCACAAAAUUUGGGAACCUUUUGGGAGAGGUUUUUAUUUAA
This is a messenger RNA of Meloidogyne enterolobii, 744 nucleotides long. The record is from the annotation of a GenBank genome assembly. Lineage: Eukaryota; Metazoa; Nematoda; Chromadorea; Rhabditida; Meloidogynidae.